Rhipicephalus sanguineus (brown dog tick) is the source of this 4039-nucleotide messenger RNA. It is a transcript of the gene CycT, whose product is annotated as cyclin-T2. The transcript has 10 exons. Gene Ontology annotation, molecular function: cyclin-dependent protein serine/threonine kinase activator activity. The record is from RefSeq and is a predicted model, not a curated record. Lineage: Eukaryota; Metazoa; Arthropoda; Arachnida; Ixodida; Ixodidae. Gene Ontology annotation, cellular component: cyclin/CDK positive transcription elongation factor complex; nucleus. Bases 25 to 3081 code for a protein of 1018 amino acids. Gene Ontology annotation, biological process: positive regulation of DNA-templated transcription, elongation; regulation of transcription by RNA polymerase II.
GAGUUCGUGGUCGAUGCAGAGUCAAUGGCGGCAGCAGAAAGAUGGUAUUUUACCAAAGAACAAUUGGCCCUCACACCGAGCCGAAAAUGUGGUCUGGACGCGGACAAGGAGCUCUCGUACCGACAGCAAGCCGCCAACUUGAUUCAGGACAUGGGACAACGCCUGCAGGUCACCCAGCUCUGCAUCAACACUGCCAUUGUCUACAUGCAUCGAUUCUACUACUACCAUUCGUUCACCAAGUUCCACAGAAAUUCCAUAGCAGCGUGUGCCCUGUUCCUGGCGGCCAAAGUAGAAGAACAGCCUCGCAAGCUGGAGCACGUCAUCAAAGUGGCCCACAUGUGUCUGCACCGGGACGCUCCUCCGCUCAAUCCCGCCAGCGAGGCUUAUCAAGAACAGGCCCUAGAGCUUGUCCUGAAUGAGAACAUGAUGCUCCAGACACUAGGAUUUGACAUCGGCAUCGAACACCCACACACCCACGUCGUCAACUUCUGUCAGCUAGUCAGGGCUAGCAAAGACCUGGCCCAGACAUCGUACUUCAUGGCUACUAACAGCCUCCACCUGACCAUGAUGUGCCUGCAGUACAAGCCCCGGGUGGUGGCCUGCCUGUGCAUCCACCUGGCGUGCAAGUGGUCCAACUGGGAAAUACCCAAGUCCAGCGAGAACAAGGACUGGUUCUGGUACGUCGACCAGAGCUGCACCGCGGAGCUGCUUGAAGAGCUGACGUCCGAGUUCCUGGCCAUUCUGGACAAGUGCCCGAGCCGGCUCAAGCGCAAGAUCAUGAGCAUCGGAGCGGGUAGCGGCGGAUCGAGCUCUACGGCGGCACCGACACCGGUUGCAUCGGCACCAAGCACCAGCGGUUCUUCGCGAAGGGAGGCCCACGCACAGCAGAAGAGGGAAGAGAGGGCCGCAGCCGCUGCUAGUCAUGAGCCGUCCACUUCAAGUGAGGCCCAUGCGAGCAGCGAAAGGCAGCCUGCAUCCAGUAGCCAUGGCAGCAGUCGGAAGCCACCAUCGGACCCAACACUGCACCGGAAUGCCAAGGUACCACCGCAUCACGGACCGGCGCAGCCGUCACCGGGACUGGUGCAGCUGCAGACCAGUAACCAGGGCGCCGAGCACGUGCUUUCCCCUGGCAAGCGAAAGGCCCCAGAAGGCUCCAGCAGUCACGGCUCUCAGCCGCUUUCACUGGAUGCGUACCGGGACAAGCGCUGCCGCCAGAAGGGACAGCCAAAGCCUCAGCCACCACCAUCCGAUCGGUCAGGGUCGCAUCACGGAGCCACGUCUCACCCUCCUCAUCAGGCUCCUUCGUCGCAUUCUCAGAGCAGGCAUCACCAGCCUCACCUUGAACCGACCCCCGACGUCAGUGCGACCACGGCGCCGCUGCACCAUCCACCGACAGCUACUGCUACCGAAAGCACUAAGCCAUCAGCCACACAGGUUAAACAGGAGCAUACCUCAGACGACGCGAGCGGCUUCAACUUCAACUUCGGAGCUCAGUUUGGUGGUGACGGCGGUGACUCGUCCAUCGACAGCUUCUCCUUUGGCCUCGAUGGGCCAGACAUCAUGCCUGCCAUAUCGCCGCUGCAGUUUGACGCCGAUGACAGGAGCAAUUCGCAGGACGUGCUCAUGACAUUGUCGCAUACGGUUCCACCGCCUCCUUCGGUGCCAACGUUGCCGGCCGAGGAGAGUAUCGCUCCGCCGAAAGUGGCUGCUGUUCCACCUCCAGCAGUGCCGCCAGCGAAAGUGGAGCCUCGCACUCCUCCACUGCCACCGCCGAAGGUGCGCCCCCCUUCGCCCCCGCCACCGCAGAAGCCAGUCCCGGCAACCCCGCCGCUCCCUCCUCAGAAGUCCCGGCCUUCCACGCCUCCACUUCCACCUCAGGCUGCACAGCUGCUGCCUCCACCGCCGCCACCUGCAGCACCGGCACCGACUGCUGCUCCAUUGCCAGCACCCGUUGCCGACAAGCCAGAAGUCAAGGCUGAAGUGAAGCCGGAAGCAGUUGCUGCACCUCCAGUCAAGGAUAAGGAAAAGGAAAGGUCAGAACGAAAAGAACGCAAAGAAAGGCACAAGCACAAACACAGCUCAUCGGAGCGUUCCAGAAACAAGCACUCAUCCCCCGGUAAGCACAGUGGAGGGGAGAAGACUUCGGAAGGAAAGUCUCACGGUGACCGGGUGCCUGACGUAGGAGCCCACCAUGCAGCAAGCAACGCUGUCGAUGCACAGCCGGCUGUGAAUCAGUCUGUGGAUGGCGCACCUGCGGCAGAUUCAGACAGAAAAGUGGAGCGCAACGGCAUCAGCAAGCACGACCGCAAGUCGUCAGGCAGCUCGAAGUCCGAGAGUUCUCGGAAGGAGAAGUCCGAGAGGCGAGAGAAGGAACGCCGGGAGGCGUCGAGGGAAGAAAACGGCAGCAGGUCGUCACAGCCGAGUGCUGGCGGCGGCUUGAAGAUAACCAUCAGCAAGGAGAAGCUCCAGCAGUCCGGCAGCGGGUUGACCGGAAGCCCGCCGCGGGAAGCUCUGAAGAUCAAGAUUCCCAAGCUCAAGAUUGUUCCGCCCACGCCAACGCCGCCCCCGCCUCCUCCAGCCGACGUGCCAGAGUCUGGCAAGGGGCCGCACACUCCGCCGCCUCCACCUCCGAGCACGGGUCUCAAGCUCAAGAUCAGCAAGGAGCGGCUGAACAGCGGCCGAAAAAGGGACCGGCGGUCUGACGACGGGGAGCACCGUGCUCGCUCGCCCAAGUCGAGGAAAGUGUCCGUGCCUGUGCCGCCACCCCCUCCACCGCCACCAGGACCGAGCUACCCGGCACCGCCCGUGCCACCUUCCGGUGGAAGUGCCAAUCACGUGCCGCCGCAGUUUCACCAGGGCUACGUUCCUGCGCCACAGUUUUCGGCACCGCCUCCGCCUCAUCACCCGCCGCUGUACUUUCAGCCACCGUAUGGCUACCCGCCGCCCCCGCCCCCUAUGCACAUGGCGCCAGGUGCGUACCAGGUGCCCCAGUACUUUGGCAUCCCACCCCCGCCUCCCCCCGUUGACCCGCCGCUGCCGAAAGAACUCCCGCCCCCGCCCCCACCCCCCCCUUCGGAGUGAGCGGGCACUUAGGCUAGAAUUUUUAAAUGUGUGAAUGCCACACCACCGGAGGGCCCCCCGCACGGUACGAGGAUGACUUUUUUCCCCGAAGUGGCCGUGCCUCCGGUUAUCUUUUCCUAACUUAUUGUGGAACACUACGUUGUCGGGUUUGGUUCUCUGCUUUGCGGAAUCGAGUGAAGCAUAGCUGCUCGGUUUUGUGCAGUGCGAAUGUGUGUACUGUCCUCUGUGCGCAUAGCAGUACCGGUGUUCCCGACAACGUUUGGAGGCUUGUAAGUGGUGAGAGGGGCUCGCGAAGUCUGUGUGUGUGGGAUUUUUGGUGGUUUUUGAGCACCCUGCUGGCUUGCGUUGUGGCGUCAGUUCUUCUCCCUUCGUGAUACCGCCCAUGUGUGAGAUCGUGUACGCCACCCGUAUUGAAUGCUGGUGUUUUUUCUUUGUUGCCGCAAAACGUGUGGCCUUGUAUAUAGUAGAACUCUAGGAGAGUUGUGGUUAGCAAUUGGGUGGGAGUGGUGUGGUGCAGUGUUGCAUGCCACGCUAUGCGGCAGGUACAUAACUGGGAAGGAGGGGGUGUAGAAUGAAUUGUGACUCUCAGGUUAGGACCUGUAAAUGCUGUUUCUCGUGAACUCAAGAAACAAAAGAAAAAAAAGUGAAAAAAAGAAUUGAAGUUUGCUCAGUGUGAGUUGUAAAUAGUAUAUAAAGUUGCCUGUAAUAUAAAGUUGAAACAUGCAGUGUUGUGUUUACUGUUAUGUUGCAUUCAACUGCAUGUUUGCAAUAGACUUAAUUUUUUUUUUCUAUGUGUAUGUGGCCCACUCCUGACGUGUCAUGUGUGGCUUAGUUUUUUUUUUUUUCCCCUUUCGAAGCAGGUUGCUUCUUCAGCCAGUUGUGUUCAGGAGUUACUGUGGCUGGCAGGACCCUCUGUUUUGCUCCUGCAAUGUAAAUAAAAAUUCACUUGAUUGACACA